AUGAUGUCUGAUCAGUUUAGAAAGGUAGAGCCCUAUUCACCUAAAUCCUCGCCUCGAGGAGCGAGGUCACCAGUAGUUUCUCGUCAAGAUUCUUCUGGCACCCUCAAAACGACCAUAUCGCUGGGCAAGAAUCCCUCUAUUGUGCACAGUGGGCCUUUCUAUUUGAUGAAAGAACCUCCAGGAGAAUGUGAACUCACAGGAGCUACAAAUUUAAUGGCGCAUUAUGGAUUAGAACAUUCAUAUAGUAAAUUUAAUGGUAAAAAAUUAAAGGAAUCUCUGUCAUCCUUUCUUCCAAAUCUCCCUGGUAUCCUUGAUGGCCCAGGACAGGAAGAUAAUAGUACUUUAGGUUCAGUGAUAGCUAAGAGACCAAUAGGAGGUAAAGAACUGCUACCUUUGACUAGUGCACAAUUAGCUGGCUUCAGACUUCAUCCUGGACCCCUACCUGAACAGUAUCGCUAUGUGAGUGCUACACCACCAAAGAGACAUAAAAGCAAACAUAAGAAACAUAAGCAUAAAGAUGGUGCACCUCCAGGACAAGAUACACCUUUACAAGACUCGUCAAAUCCUGAUACAUAUGAAAAGAAACACAAAAAGCAAAAAAGGCAUGACGAUGAUAAAGAGCGCAAAAAGAGAAAAAAGGAGAAAAAGAGGAAAAAGCAAAAACACAGUCCAGAGCAUGGAGGUCUCACACCCAACCAGCAUCCAAUACCA
Brenthis ino (lesser marbled fritillary) is the source of this 711-nucleotide messenger RNA. NCBI's taxonomy places the organism in Eukaryota, Metazoa, Arthropoda, Insecta, Lepidoptera, Nymphalidae. The record is from the annotation of a GenBank genome assembly.